Carassius auratus (goldfish) is the source of this 1003-nucleotide messenger RNA. Its product is annotated as SLAM family member 9-like. The transcript has 3 exons. Lineage: Eukaryota; Metazoa; Chordata; Actinopteri; Cypriniformes; Cyprinidae. Bases 248 to 940 code for a protein of 230 amino acids. The record is from RefSeq and is a predicted model, not a curated record.
AUUACCUUUUAAAACUGUCAAUGUUAAAUGAUAGAAAAAAUGUUAGCAGUUAACAAUCAAAAUGUUAAUAAGAAUAUGUAACUAUGUAUAACUUGUGCACAGAUCAUGUGCGUCUGCAUUCGAGGGUUGUCCAGUUCUUUUGGGGGAGGAUUCACAGCUAGAACAACAGAUCUGUUGGAGUUAUUUUAAUCAGUUUGACGGUUAUCUGCAGAGAUUUUAGUUUAGAUUUUUCACCGAGCAACUAAAAAUGAUCCAGAUGCUUAUUUUUUUCUGUUUGAGCUGCUGUCAUCUGAUCGGUGUUUUUGGUUCUAAGACAAAUGAAACACAGUCAGUGAUGGAGGGUGAUUCUGUCACUCUACACACUGAUGUUACUGAAAUACAUGAAAACGAUGCAAUAAUGUGGAAGUUUGGAGCAGAAAAGUCUCUGAUAGCUCAAAUAAAAAGAGCCUCUGAAAUCUUCUCCACAUUCCCUGAUGGGAGAUUCAGAAACAGACUGAAUCUGGACAGACAGACUGGAUCUCUGACCAUCACAAACAUCACAACUCAACACGCUGGACUCUAUGAAGUAGAGAUCAUUCUAGCAAAAAUGUCAUCAAAAAUUUUCAGUGUUUCUGUCUUUGCUCGUCUUCCUGUUCCUGUCAUCAGCAGUAACUCUUCACAAUGUUCAUCUUCAUCAUCAUCAUCACAGCAGAAUUGUUCAUUGCUGUGUUCAGUGGUGAAUGUGAGUCAUGUGACUCUCUCCUGGUACAAAGGAAACAGUUUAUUGUCCAGCAUCAGUGUGUCUGAUCUCAGCAUCAGUCUCUCUCUACCUCUGGAGGUGGAAUAUCAGGAGAAAAACAGCUACAGCUGUGUGAUCAACAAUCCCAUCACAAACCAGACCACACAUCUGGACAUCAGCAAACUCUGUCACACGUGUUCAGGUACAGCAGUGCUGUUUUAAUGUUCAUAUUCACUUACAUGCAUGUCUCUCUUCAUCAUCAUAACACUCUUCUUCAUGUCUUCC